This is a messenger RNA of Clupea harengus (Atlantic herring), 1470 nucleotides long. RefSeq lists its product as uncharacterized. Lineage: Eukaryota; Metazoa; Chordata; Actinopteri; Clupeiformes; Clupeidae. Gene Ontology annotation, biological process: B cell differentiation; B cell receptor signaling pathway. The record is from RefSeq and is a predicted model, not a curated record. Gene Ontology annotation, cellular component: external side of plasma membrane; B cell receptor complex.
UAGUGAAAUCUGGGCGGGUGACUCGAAGUAGCCUGAACACUUGUCGGCGAUAGGCGACUUAUCUGUAAGUGGCCUUUUCUGGCCCUUUUAAUGGCAUUUCAUGUGGACCCAAAUGCGGCGAUUUGCCAAUAUCAGUUCAAAAAAGGAUUUUGUAAUGCCGUGCUUUUGUUUUCUUCAAUUUUGUAUAUUUUAGAUGGUACGUAUGGAAUUACCGUUCGUCAAGAGCCGCACAACUUGCAGGUUUCUGAAGGCGCAAGUGUGAAUAUGACCUGUAAUUUCAGCAUCCAACGUGAAUAUAAUUCCACUGUGACGGCGAACGUAAACUGGUUUAGAAUAGAUGUCAACCGAUCGAAAGUAUAUUCUGACAGGCUAAACAUUUGUGGGUCUUCAAGUUUACAGCUUCAUUCAAUGCGUUUGAAUGACAGUGGUGUUUACAUAUGUGAAGUGAACGUUAUAACACCACUGUUAUUAAACGGCAACGGGACCGGCACACGUAUUUUGGUGACAGCAAUCAGAUCCGGGGGACCAAUGGAAGCGUUUCCAAACUUUCCAGCAGUAGGCAACCUGGCAGCUGUUGGUGUAAGCCUAUUUGGUCUGCUGGUGAUUAUCGUUGUAAUAGCCACCAUUUUCAAAAAACGUCGAGGAAACAGCCAAGUCAGUGUGAACAGAGCAGAAAAUGACCAACAGGCUGAGGUCUCCGAGGUUACUUAUGCAUCCAUCAACAAUCAAAAGUCCCACAGCUCUAAAAACCAACAGGUUGAGGUCGCUGAGGUUACUUAUGCAUCAAUCAACAAUCAAAGGACCCACAGCUCUAAAAACCAACAGAGGAUGGAGGACAAAAAACAGGGCCAGGAUUCCACUAACGAGGAGCAAGUUCUCUAUUCUGCUAUCCGAAUAAAACAUCCAGAUUAGAUGAGCCAUCAUCACAUCUAUUCUACAGUGAUAAAAUAGCCAGUGUGUUUGUGAAAUUAUGUGAAUGUAAAUAGCUGACAUGAAAUGGGCUUUAAAUAUUUUAUUCAUAAAUACUAUAAUAGUAAACAAGAAAGAGAGAGCUGUUUAUGUAUGAAUAGGUAGGAGCUUGUCUAGACACUAGAUGAAUGUGAAUUGAAGAUAUCUCAUUCUGAUGUAAUUCAGGGUCUAGGCUCUGUCAAGCGCUUAGAGACUAUUUCAAUUGUUACUGUCAUUAUAUAAAUAAAACUGAAAUCGAAAAUUGAAAGCAAUACACCUUUGAGGAAUUAAAACUUUAAGGAAUUCCCCCUCUGAAGAACUCACCUUAAGAGUAAAAAACAGCAUGUGGGCCACAGUAGCCACUGUGAUUACAAGAUUAUGUUUUUCCUAUCCAAUUCUGGAGAUUGUUCAGGUUAAGAGGCAAACCUAUUUUGCUACAGGUACCUUGUAUGACAAGAUAAAAGAAGAGUUUGCCAAAUGAUUUUCAUGUUUUCCAAAAAUAUUGUAAAUUAAGUUUGAGGG